Schistosoma guineensis is the source of this 1410-nucleotide messenger RNA. Lineage: Eukaryota; Metazoa; Platyhelminthes; Trematoda; Strigeidida; Schistosomatidae. The record is from the annotation of a GenBank genome assembly.
AUGCAAGGGUGUUACACAUAUGUACGCAGUUUUAACAUGUCAAUCGAUGAUAAUAAUGAUGAACCAUAUCUCAUUCUAAGUGAUCCACGUAAUGGAGAUGCUGAAGUUGAACGUUUUCGUAUUGGUCGUAUACUCUAUCCUCGGUAUCGAAUAACUCCUCCAGAUGUGUGUCCAGUAAACAAUCUACUCACAUUCACUAUCAAAGCUGGUUCAAUGGAUGAUGGACGUCCAAGACGCAAUGAAAUACAUUUAUUUCAAGUUUUAACUUGUCCUGCUCAAACAAUUGUCAAUGUUUUACUGAGAGCUGGAGCUCUAGACAAUGAUUCAUAUGAUCAAGACAUAAAUGACUCCAUGCUAAUCUCCAGGGCUCCAUCUGAACCAAAUCUAAGGAUACCAUUACAAACAAGUUCAAGUGGAAUUCAACUUCCACCAAUGAUUACCAAAGAGGAUAGUGUAUAUAGUGAAUCACAAAUCAAUCGUGAGUGGAUUGACUUAGAGGUUGCACUGCUUAAUCACUGUUUUGAUGACAUUGAAUCAAAUUACAAAAUUUUGAAAAGCAGAACAACUCGACAGUUCUCUAAAUCAGCACCAUCUGUUGCUACAUCGAGUAAAUCAAAAAGUCGAGUUUCAAGUAUUAGUGUAAAUCAAAAUUCUACUUUGGUCAGUGAGUUAGAUGAACCUGUGAAAAAAUGUGCUGUUGAUUUCUUUGAAAAACUCAAAUUUGCAUGCAUUCUAUUGGCAAGACUUCAAGACUAUCUUGUAGAUCCGAAUUCUGCUCACUUGGCUAGACAAUUAUUUGAAUUUUUAAAAUAUGGAGUUGAUGCUACACGAAACCCUAAAACAAAUAGAUCAAGCAUUGCUCAAUCAACUAUUUAUCCACUAUUACCAGAUUAUGUUGUGCUUUUUAUUCAAUCGAACUUGACAAAUGAAUAUGAAAGACUAUGGCGCAAUCUUGGAGAUGCAUGGAAUGUACCAAGGAAGGACUCUCCUUACGAAGAUCGCGUUUAUAUACCCAACUUUGAGAACAGAUUCACGGUGGUUCCACAUGAAUACGAACCAUCAUUGUUUAAAUACAACUCUCCAAAUGUGAUUGAUAGACAAGAGACAAGAUAUAUGCUCCCGCCAGGCAGUAAUUUUAAUGUGAAUCAAUCUUCUAGAACACCACGUGACAAAACCAAACUUGUCCAAGUUAUUGAGUCGUUUGAAGCAAGCUCUGAAAGAGAAUUAACAGUAGAAAAUGGUGAAUGGGUAAAAAUUUUAGAAAAGAAUGGAAAAUGGUAUAAAGUUCAGAAUAAGUUUGAUGAAGAAGAAACGAAGAAAAUUAAAUAUGAAUUCGUUGAAGACAUUCAAAGAACUCUAAAGAAAUUAUUUAGUUUUAAUCAAAAUACUUUCAUCUCUUUCAUCUCUUGA